Candida albicans SC5314 is the source of this 501-nucleotide messenger RNA. RefSeq lists its product as uncharacterized. The transcript has a single exon. Gene Ontology annotation, molecular function: zinc ion binding. Lineage: Eukaryota; Fungi; Ascomycota; Pichiomycetes; Serinales; Debaryomycetaceae. The record is from RefSeq and is a predicted model, not a curated record. Bases 1 to 501 code for a protein of 166 amino acids.
AUGGUUAAAUUUUUAUUGAAAGCAUCAGCUGAACUAUCUAAUGUCACUGGUUUGGAACCUUCUGACACUCCAGAACAUCCUUAUGAAUAUACAUUUCAAAUAGAAUGCACAAAAUGCCGUACCACCCAUGAUAAAGACAUUCAGAUAAAUCAAUACGAAAAGCAUGAAAUCAGUGGUAGCAGAGGAGAAGCCAGUUUUGUAUUCAGAUGUAAAGAAUGUAAACAUGAACAUUCAGCAAGUAUAUUGAGAACAAAUGAGAAAUUAUCAACUACUGAAGAUAGUGUUAAUGAUAAAGCGUCAGCCACAAUACUUGAAAUUGAUGCUAGAGGAAUAGAUUUUUUGAAAUUUAUUCCAAUUGGAGAGUUCCUGGCUGUUGGAUCAGAAACUAAUACUAAGUUCGCAGAUAUUGAUUUAUCUGAAGGUGAAUGGUAUGACGUUGAUGAAAAAUCAAAUGAUGAGGUAUCUAUAGUAGAUGUGAGUUGGGAAAUAUCACGUUCAUAG